Helobdella robusta is the source of this 1038-nucleotide messenger RNA. RefSeq lists its product as hypothetical. The transcript is spliced from 3 exons. The coding region runs from base 1 to 1038 and encodes 345 amino acids. NCBI's taxonomy places the organism in Eukaryota, Metazoa, Annelida, Clitellata, Rhynchobdellida, Glossiphoniidae. The record is from RefSeq and is a predicted model, not a curated record.
AUGGCCAUCAUCACAACAAUCACCAUCAUAACUUGCCAACUUACAGGACGAUUCGAACAGACACCAAACAACAACAACACUCUCUACCUAAUUCUCGGCCUAAUCUUGGGCUUUCUUCUCUUACUUCUCCUCUGUCUUCUCUGCCUAAUUUUGGCCCUAAUCUUCUGGAAGCGGAAGAAGAAACGUCAAAAAGUGGACCCCAACAACAAAGAAACAGUAAUUCAGCCCAACAACAAAAAUACAAUAAUUCCGACGAUAUCAUCAACAACAUUACCAACACUAACACAGUCAGGCAAAUUCGCGACAAAUCAUGGCUACUUUGAAGAUGACGGCCAUUUAUUGGAUGAUAGCUUAACUGACGUCCUCUAUGAGUACAUGUUCCUGCCUAAUGAUUCGGUGCAAACAACAUCAUCGUUAUCAGUAUCAACAUCUGAUUCAUCAUCACCAUUACAACCUGUAGCAGCAUCGUUAUCAGCACCGCAGCCAACAAAAUCAUCAUCACCAUCAUCAUCAUCGAAACUCAACAGCAACAAAAGUGACGACAACAGGAUCACGUGCCCUCCUCACAACAACAACGACGCAUCAAAACUUGAGAAAAAUGAUUUUGAGAUGACGCCUACUCCGUCCGGGUCGUCAUCAUCACGAUCAGAUAGAAGCCUAUCAGAUCAAAGCGCCCCUAGCGAUGACGUCAUUACGAGUCUUUCAAGUUCUGCAAAUCUAUUAGCUGUCGGACCAGAAAGAGGCGUGAAAGCCGGACCAAUAGGAAGAAAUAUCUUAAUGAGCCCUCCAAAACUGCACACGCAACCUAGGGGUUUUGCCCCUGCGUCUCAUAACGUUCCGGCGGCCGUCAAAAACACGUGGGGUCGAAGCAAAAUAAAAGAUUCAAAAUCGUUCAAGGCAGCAAAAGAACUAGAUAUCAGUGAUAACGACGUCGGAAGUAAACUGAAAGAAAGUAAAUCAUUCAAGAUAACGAAGGAUCGAGAUGGUGAUGGAAGUAACGAUGGUGGCAGUAGUUUUAGCGGGAAUCUACUUUACUAA